Molecule: messenger RNA, 819 nt
Organism: Aspergillus bombycis
Lineage: Eukaryota; Fungi; Ascomycota; Eurotiomycetes; Eurotiales; Aspergillaceae
Product: exosome non-catalytic core subunit RRP40
Exons: 1
Coding region: 1-819 (272 amino acids)
Biological process (GO): CUT catabolic process; exonucleolytic trimming to generate mature 3'-end of 5.8S rRNA from tricistronic rRNA transcript (SSU-rRNA, 5.8S rRNA, LSU-rRNA); nuclear polyadenylation-dependent rRNA catabolic process
Cellular component (GO): nuclear exosome (RNase complex); cytoplasmic exosome (RNase complex)
Molecular function (GO): RNA binding
Source: RefSeq, a predicted model, not a curated record
AUGGCGUCGCCAUUAGUUCUACUCCCGGGCGACGAAGUCCCCUCCGAAUAUCUACCAUCCAGUAAUUCCGGUCCCUUGAGACUUGGAGCAGGUCUUCGUCUCCUCUCGCAACCGUCGUCGAACCCCCCCAGCCAUGUCAUAUCCGCCACACAACCCGGGCUCCUCUCAACAGAUAACAAAAGAAACGCCGUCUCGAUCCUCUCUACCCCGAACCGUCGCUACCUCCCGACACCAGGCGAUCUUGUGAUCGCGCAGAUCCACCACUCCAGUCCGGAUUACUUCCAUUGUAUGGUUACGCCGCAAGCGCCCCAGACACUGCUGGGGCAGCUUUCAUUUGAGGGUGCGACGAAGAAGACGCGGCCAAUGCUGAAACAAGGCGAUCUGGUCUAUGCUCGUGUGUUGUCGACUGGUUUGGGCGCUGGCGCGGAGGUGGAACUUACAUGUGUCAAUCCGGCGACGGGACGGGCUGAUGGGGGAUUGGGUCCGUUAACUGGCGGUAUGGUUUUUGAUGUGUCGACUGGGUUGGCGGCUCGGUUGAUAAAGGCGAGCUCUUCAUCGGCGGAGCAACAGGAUGGUGUGGCAGGCUUGGUGGUCCUGGAUGAACUGGGCAAGAAGCUGGAGAAGGCAGGUGGAUUUGAGAUCGCUGUGGGGAGGAAUGGAAAGGUUUGGGUGGAUUGCGCCAAUGGAGGCGAUUAUGCUGUCAAGGCGACGGUCGCAAUUGGGCGAUGCCUGAGUACCAUCGACGAGCAUGAAUUGAGCUCGACAGAUCAGAGGAAGUUGGUGACCAGGAUAUUACGAGAAAUGAAGAUAGAAUCGUGA